This is a messenger RNA of Carassius carassius (crucian carp), 1145 nucleotides long. RefSeq names its product E3 ubiquitin-protein ligase RNF181-like. Gene Ontology annotation, cellular component: cytoplasm. The record is from RefSeq and is a predicted model, not a curated record. Gene Ontology annotation, molecular function: ubiquitin protein ligase activity. NCBI's taxonomy places the organism in Eukaryota, Metazoa, Chordata, Actinopteri, Cypriniformes, Cyprinidae. The transcript has 6 exons. Gene Ontology annotation, biological process: protein ubiquitination. Bases 104 to 664 code for a protein of 186 amino acids.
GAAACAUCGCGAUAGCUUAGAUAUGUGACAGUUCAGUGACACAAGUUUCCAUCCCUGACGAUAAGCAAAUUCAUAAGUGGGUAAAGUUGCAGUGAAGUAGAAAAUGGCCUCAUAUUUUGAUGAGCAUAACUGUGAGCCCACGAAUCCAGAAGAACAGUACCGACAGAACGCCCUGCUGGAGCUCGCGAGGUCUCUGAUGCAGGGUCUUGACAUAGACUCAGGUUCAUUUGAUUUGUCGGAUUGGGACCAGCGUCUCCCCCCUCCUGCAGCCAAAGCUUUGGUUCAGAGUCUCCCCAUGGUCAUCAUCUCCCCUGAACAAGCAGGAAGUCUGAUUGAAUUAGGAGGUCUUAAAUCCUUGGUGUCCAUGACCGUCAUUCUUCUUGAGCUUUCCUCAUGCUCUUUUAAUUUAACAGAUAAAGCACUGAAGUGUCCGGUGUGUUUAUUGGAGUUCGAGGAGCAGGAGACUGUGAGAGAGAUGCCUUGCAAACAUCUGUUCCAUGCAGGAUGCAUCCUGCCAUGGCUCAGUAAGACCAAUUCAUGUCCCUUGUGCCGACUUGAACUAGCCACAGACAAUCCAGACUAUGAGGAGUUCAAAAAAGACAAGGACCGGAGAAGACAAAGAGAACACAGACUAGAGGAUCUACAUGGAGCAAUGUACACAUGACCUCACGACCUUCAAGAAUUGAAUAUGAAUUCAACUUUCAGUUUGUUGAAAGUGAGUUUACUGUGCAGGGACCAGGCUUAGAAAUGAUUGCAUUUGUGUGUACUUGGGGGAAAAAAAAGAAAACCAUAACAAAACAGCAAAGUGUCAAUUCUCACUAGAUCACUUUUAAGACUGUUUAGUAUGUUUAUGCACUGAGAACUGUUUGUAUGGAACCUUAUACAGACGUUUCUGAUUUUAUUAAAUGUUUUACUGUGAAAUUGAAUUUGUCUCUCUAACAUAGUGUGUAUUAUUAUUUCAGGUGUGUUGCCUUUGAAUGAUCACAGACACAAGUACAGAUAAACCUGUUUAUUAUCCAUUGGAUGUUUUGGUAAUUCAAUAUAAAUCUCUGUCGAAGAAAACCGUUGAAAUUAUACAUAAAUCUUACUUAUUUACAUAAGUAAUUCAUAAAAUAAAGAUAAUCUCUGCAUUAUUUUUCUUUCGA